AUGCCCGGAAGCUGGGAAGGACAAUAUAUCAGACUAGAAGUCAGAAGCACAAAAAACCUUCAAGUCCCUUCUGAGCGCAUACCCGCAGGCAUUUACGUAGUCUUCUCAUCCGACAAAUCUGUAGCGUGGGGAGAUACCGUGACCCUAACACAUGCAUCACCUUCAUUAUCAGUGGAGAUUUCCUAUGAGGUCGACCGAAUGCUUGGCAAUGGCGAAGUCAUCGGAAAACUUCAAACAUCGUGGGAUGACCUGCUCGAUCAUGGAGAUGAACCAUUCGAAUUGUCCUUCCCACCCAUCCGCGGUGUCACUCCUUCGCUCACGCUGAAGGCCGCUGUUGUACACGCUUGCGAUAACAAGGACAAUGCACUAUUUGACUCCCUCGUAGACUGCGAGAUUGCUCGAGAGACAGAUGCGGGCCACGCACGAUAUGCCGAAUACGUUACCAGCAAGACAGUCUCUCACCUGAACGAUGCUUUACAACGUUUUCAGUCGGUUAUGGACCGCUGUUCGGUCGACCAUCCUGACUACGCAGCAGCUCUCACCAACUUCGCAUGGGCCCGCCUUCUAGGCUAUAUUCGAAACCAUCUCCAUGACAUUGAUACCCCCACUUUCCUCUUCCAUACAUCACUUGCAUUGCGUCCUUGCAGAGCAGGGCCGUGGGCAACAGUGGAGACUUACCGCGCAAUCGGAUUCUCGCGGUUCCUACUUCCACCUUCGUACGAAGACUUGCAAGUUGCAGCUCUCAAUGGCCCAGUCAUCAUUCUCAUUGGCAGCAAAUACUCGUGCAGCGCCAUCAUUGUCCCGACGUCAGGAGAGCCCCAUAAUGUUGCCUUGCCAUCUAUCGCCCCCGCAGAUCUCGAGGAUCUCAAGGAUCGGCAGAUGAUGAAGAAGGGUGCGACUCCGUCCUUCGUGGCUAUCGGACAGGGUCAACCGCGUACAGGCAAAGGCAAGGCACUCUUAGCUGUCGACAGUUGGAUCGAGCUUGUCCCUGCGACAGCCAACCGUUCCACUCUUUCUGGCAGCGCAGCCACAUGA
Molecule: messenger RNA, 1035 nt
Organism: Suillus clintonianus
Lineage: Eukaryota; Fungi; Basidiomycota; Agaricomycetes; Boletales; Suillaceae
Exons: 8
Coding region: 1-1035 (344 amino acids)
Source: RefSeq, a predicted model, not a curated record